AGCGAGAGGGAUGCACGGCUCUCUGCGGUGCUGUCUGGGGCUGCUGGUCCUCUCAUGCUCCACCUUCAGCCCGUCCUCCGGCCUCAGUCUGCCGCAGAACAGAGGCUUCUUCACCGUGGAGGCGAGGAGGGAUGAAGGAGGAGGAGGUGGAGGUUCUUCUGCAGGAGGAGCGGCUCCUCUGCAGAGUGUGGCCGCUCACAGUGCACCACAAGGCGGGUUGCAGCAGCAUCGCAGCCGCCGGAGCCCUGGAGAACCGGCCAUGCCAAAGGUGUACGGACAGGCCGCCCUGAACGACUCCCAUAACCAGAUGGUGGUCCACUGGGCCGGGAAGAAGAGCAACGUCAUCGUGGCGUUGGCCCGGGACAGCGCCGGAGCCAUCGGACCCAAAACCAGCUCGGUGUACGUGUCCUACGACUACGGGACGACCUUCUCGCUGGUCUCAGAUAAGUUCCAGCUGUCAGGGGUCAAAGCCAAAGACGGAAACAAGCAGGUCAUCUCCCAGUUCUACCACAGCCCAGCAGACAACAAGAGGUACCUUUUCGUGGACUCCACCAACAACUACCUGUGGAACACCUUUGACUUCUGCCGGAGCAUCCAGGGCUUCUCUCUGCCCUUCAAGCCGACCGACCUGCUGCUGCACAGCCGCAGAUCCAGCCUGGUGCUCGGCUACGACAGCUCUCACCCCAACAAGCAGCUGUGGAAAUCAGACGACUUCGGGGAGACCUGGGUGUUGAUCCAGGAGCACGUGAAGACCUACUUCUGGGGUGUGGAGCCCUACGCCCCCACCACGGUGCUGGUCCAGAGACACGAGCCCCAGGGCGUCUCCACCAUCCUCAGCAGCACCGACUUCUUCCAGAGCGAACAGAACCGCACGGUGAUCCUGGAGCAGGCCGACAGCUUCCAGCUCCGGGACAAGUACCUGUUCGCCACCACCACACGGAAACUGUUCGGCAGCCAUGAACCGUCCUCCGUUCAGCUCUGGGUCUCCUACAACCGCCAGCCAAUGAAAGCCGCCCAGUUUAUGACCCGACAUCCAAUCACAGAGUACUACAUUGCGGAUGCGUCGGAGGACCAGGUGUUUGUGUGUGUGAACCACCUGAACAACGUCACACACCUCUACAUCUCCGACACUCAGGGUCUGUCCUUCUCUCUGUCUCUGGAGAACGUCCUGUACUACAGCCCCGAGGGCUCCGGCAGCAACACGCUCAUCAGGUACUUUGCCAACGAGCCCUUUGCAGACCUGCACCGCGUGGAAGGUCUGAGAGGAGUCUACAUCGCCACGCUCAUCAACGGCUCGGCCAGCGAGGACAACAUGCGCUCCGUCAUCACCUUCGACAAGGGGGGGACGUGGGAGCUGCUGCAGCCGCCUGCUGCCGACAGUCUGGGAGGAACCGUGGAAUGCCAGCUCGGUAAAGGUUGCUCCCUCCACCUGGCCCAGCGCUGGAGUCAGCUGUUCAACAUCCAGCUGAGGAGGAUGCCCAUUCUAUCCAAGGACUCUGCACCGGGACUCAUCAUGGCCACAGGAUCUGUAGGCAGGAACUUGGCCAACAAACCCAACGUGUACGUAUCCAGCAGCGCCGGAGCUCGCUGGAGAGAGGCUCUGGCCGGCCCUCAUUUCUACACAUGGGGUGAUCACGGUGGGAUCCUGAUGGCCAUCGCACAAGGAGGCGCCACCACACAUCUAAAGUUCAGCACCAACGAGGGCGAGACCUGGUUCGACUUCCAGUUCUCAGAGAGGGCGGUGUACGUCUACCAGCUGCUGACGGAGCCCGGAGAGAAGAGCACCAUCUUCACCAUCUUCGGCUCCUACGCCGACCAGAGGCACGGCUGGCUCAUCCUGCAGGUCAACACCUCCGACGUCCUGGGUGUGCCGUGCUCUGACGCCGACUACAAGCGCUGGUCUCCGUCAGACGAGCACGGUAACGAGUGUCUGCUGGGCCGAGAGGUGACGUUCAAGAGACGAGCUCCUCACGCAACAUGCUUCAACGGAGAGGACUUCGACCGGCCCGUCAGCGUCGCUAACUGCUCCUGUACACGGCAGGACUACGAGUGUGACUACGGCUUCAGGUUGAGUGAGGACCUGUCUCUCCAGGUGUGUGUUCCUGACCCUGAGUUCUCCGGUGACCUCUACGCUCCUCCGGUUCCGUGUCCCAGCGGCACCAUCUACCGACGCAGCAAAGGCUACAGGAGAGUACCAGGAGACAGCUGCAGUGGAGGAGACGUGGAGUCCAGGCUGGAUGGAGAGAUGCUGCCCUGUCCUGUCGGAGAGAGUAACGAGUUCAUCCUGUACGCCGUGAGGAGCUCCAUCCACCGCUACGACCUCGCCACCGGCACCGACCAGGCUCUGCCUCUGGCCGGACUCAGGGAGGCCGUGGCUCUGGACUUCGACUACGACAGGAACUGUUUGUACUGGGCCGACAUCUCACUGGACACCAUACAGCGUCUGUGUCUGAACGGCAGCACGGGUCAGGAGGUCGUAGUGAGGAAGGACCUGCGGAACGUGGAGGCUCUGACCUUUGACCCCAUCAGCAGGCUGCUCUACUGGGUCGACGCCGGAACGCAGAAGAUCGAGGUGUCAAACCCAGACGGUGACCUCCGCCACACUCUGCUCAACUCAUCGGUCCUGGAACAUCCCAGAGCUCUGGUUCUACUGCCUGGAGAGAGUCUGAUGUUCUGGACGGACUGGGGCGACCGUGCGGCCGGCGUGUACCGGAGCUACAUGGACGGGACCAACGUGUUCUGCGUGGUGUCGGAGGGCGUCCGCUGGCCCAACGGCAUCACGGCAGACGACCACUGGCUCUACUGGACCGAGGCCUACAGCGACCGCAUCGAGAGGGCCGACUUCAGCGGGAACCAGAGGAGCGUCCUGAUGGAGGGGCUGCCCCACCCGUACGCCAUCGCCGUCUUCAAGAACGACCUGUACUGGGACGACUGGUCCAGAAUGGGGAUCUUCAAAGCUCCAAAAGCCGGUUCCCAUAGCAACGAGCUGAUUGUGGGCAGACUGACCGGAGUCAUGGACCUCAAGAUCUUCUACAAGGGGAAGAACAGAGGACAUAACGCAUGUGCCGACCAGCCGUGCAGCCUGCUCUGUCUGCCUCAGCCGGGACACCGACACACCUGCGUUUGUCCCGACGGAGCCCCGACCGUCACCAUGCCCAACGGAGAGCUGCAGUGCCAGUGUCCCACCGGGUACCUGCUCCAGAACAACACCUGUGUCAAGACCGAGCACAGCUGUCUGCCCAACCAGUACCGCUGCUCCAACGGCCGCUGCAUCAGCAGCAUCUGGAAGUGCGACAGCGACAACGACUGUGGAGACAUGAGCGACGAGCAGGAGUGUCCCACGACGACCUGCGACCCGUCCAACCAGUUCCGCUGCAUGGCCUCGGGUUCCUGCAUCCCGCUGGCCUUCAAAUGUGACCAUGAGGACGACUGUGGAGACAACAGUGACGAGGAGCACUGUGAGUCUCACCAGUGCGGCCCCGGAGAGUUCACCUGUGCACGAGGAGUUUGUAUCCGCGAGGCGUGGCGCUGUGACGGAGACAACGACUGCAGAGACUGGUCAGACGAGGCCAACUGCACAGUGGGCCACCAUACCUGUGAGGCCAGUAGCUUCCAGUGUCACACGGGUCACUGUAUCCCUCAGCGCUGGAUGUGUGACGGUGACGACGACUGUCAAGACGACUCAGACGAAGACCCCCGAUACUGUGAGGGAACUCGCUGUAACGGCUUCCUCUGCUCCAAUCACACCUGCCUCCCAGCCACCGCUCACUGCAACGGCAUCCAGGAGUGUUCAGAUGGCGCCGAUGAGCACAACUGUGACCCGCUGUGUACUCGCUACAUGGAAUUCGUGUGCAAGAACCGAGCCCAGUGUCUGUUUCAGUCUCUGGUGUGUGACGGGAUCAAACACUGUGAAGACGGAUCGGACGAGGACGCCGACUACGCUGGAUGUGCCACGCCGUCUGAGUUCGGUAAAGUGUGUGACGCCUACACCUUCCAGUGCGCCAACGGAGUGUGUGUGAGUCUGGAGUGGAAGUGUGACGGCAUGGACGACUGUGGGGAUUAUUCUGAUGAAGCCAACUGUGCUGCUCCCACUGAGGUCCCAGGAUGCUCCAGGUAUUUCCAGUACGAGUGCAAAAAUGGACGCUGUAUUCCGACGUGGUGGAAGUGUGAUGGAGAGAACGACUGUGGGGACUGGUCUGAUGAGGCCCAGUGUACAGGUGGAGUCACUCCUCACACUGUGGCCCCCGGUCCCUCCACUUGUGCCCCGAACCGUUUCCACUGUGGCUCUGGAGCUUGCAUCAUCAACACCUGGGUGUGUGACGGAUACGCAGACUGUCCCGACGGCAGCGACGAGCUGGGAUGUCCCACAGCAGCUAAUGGCUCGGUGACGGUCCCUCCGGCGCCCACUCAGGCUCCGCCCUCUCCUACGCGUUGCGUUCGGGGUCAGUUCCUGUGUCGUCGACCCCCCCGCUGCAUCCCCGACUGGCAGCGCUGCGACGGUCAGCUCCACUGCCAGGACGGCUCAGAUGAGGCCCACUGCCCCACCCGCGGUCCUCUGUUCUGCGUGAACGGGACUCUCUGCUCUGACGGUGAAGCCUGCGUUCUGGACAGCGAGCGCUGUGACGGCUUCCUGGACUGCUCCGACCACAGCGACGAGGACAACUGCACCAUGGACUCCCUGGCCUACAAAGUCCAGAACCUCCAGUGGACACCAGACUUAUUGGGGGCCGUCACCCUGACCUGGUCUCGCCCCAAAAACCUUCCUCUGGACUCCUGCUACUUCCUCAUAUACUACAGACUGGUGGGAACCCAGCAGUGGACCAUCAUGGACACUCACAGCAACAAGACCAGCUACAAACUGACGGUGCUGAAACCGGACACCACCUACCACGUCAAGGUUCUCACCCAGUGUCUCAGCAAGCUGCACAAGACCAACGAGAUGAUCAACGUGAGGACGCCAGAGGGACUGCCCGACCCCCCCAGGAACCUGCAGCUGUCCUGUGAUAACGGAGAGGACGGGAAGGUGGAAGUGUCCUGGAGCCCUCCGGACAAAGGCCACGGUCUCAUCAGAGAGUACAUCGUGGAGUACAGCGAGCGAGGAGGUCUGGACUGGAUGUCACAGAGAUGCACCAAAAACAGCAGCGAGGUGAAGGAGCUGCAGCCGGACACUCUGUACAGGUUCAGGGUGGCAGCAGUGACCAGUCGAGGUGUGGGCAACUGGUCCGAGGUUAAAUCCAUCACCCCAAAGAAAGCUCUUCCUCCUCCCUCUGUGAUCGCCGACAGCAUCACCAACGACUCCAUGAGCCUCUCGUUCAGCUUCAACUCCCAGUACGAGGUGAAACAGUACAUCGUCAUUCUGUCCUGGCAGUUUGACACCCACGUCAAGGAGAGCAAGAAAUACACCGUCACAGAGCGCAUCCUCAAAGCGACCAACCUGACGGCGGGGACGGUGUACGAGGUGGCCGUGUGGGCUCACACCAGUAUAGGAGACAGUCCCACCGCGCUGUCCCACCCCCAGACCGCCAACACACAGCCCGAGAGGCCCCUCCUCAAAACACGGGCCCUCAACCAGACCGCCGUGGACUGCAGCUGGUCCGCCAGCAAACCCCCCGCUCAGAUGUAUGGUGUGUUUUAUGCCACCUCCUUCCUGGAUCUGUACCGAAGCCCCCGUCAGGUCUCCACCUCGUCCCUCAGUCUGACGGUCACAGUGGACAGUGACGAGCAGUAUCUCUUCCUGGUGCGAGCCGUGUCCCCCUUCAUGGGUCCUCCCUCCGAAUACUCCGUGGUGAAGAUGAUCCCCAACGAGAGGCUUCCACCCAGGAACCUCCAUCGGGUUCGGGUCGACAAGACGCAGGCCACGCUGAAGUGGCAGCCGCCGUACGACGCCCCCAACUCUCCGCUGACGUAUGCGAUCCACGUUCGUGACGUGAUCCGUAAAGAGGAGUGGGACUACAAGCUGAGCACCAGGAACAACACGGUGGAGUACCAGCUGAAGGGCCUGGAGCCCGGAGGACGAUACAGCAUCUCAGUCCGCCUCCGCAACAUGACCAAGGAGGCCAGCUUCACCCUCAGCACAGUUCCUCUUCAGGCUCCAGAGGCUCUGAAGAUUUUGACGGAGCGAGAUCACGUGUUCCUGUUCUGGAAGAGUCUGGCUGUCAGAGAGAAAGGCUUCAACGAGAGCAGGGGUUAUGAAGUGCACGUGUACGACAGCUUGACCAACCAGACGUCCUUCCUUGGAAACACCACGGAGACGUAUUUCCGGAUCAGCAGCCUUCUGUUGGGACACAACUACACGUUCUCUGUUCAGGCCCGCUGUCUGCUCAGCAACCAGCUGUGUGGAGAGCCGGCUCUGCUGCUCUACGACCAGCUGACAGCAGGGGCCAGUGACGCGUCCCGCGGUGAGGGCCACUCCGGGGACGUGGCGGCCGUGGUGGUCCCGGUCCUCUUCCUGCUGCUGUUGGGGGUUUGUGGCGGUCUGGUGGCGCUCUACCUCCGACACCGCCGGCUGCAGAACAACUUCACCGCCUUCGCCAACUCCCACUACAACUCACGCCUGGGCUCGGCCAUCUUCUCCUCCGGGGACGAACUGGGUGACGAUGAUGAAGAUGAUCCCAUGAUCAGCGGCUUCUCAGACGACGUUCCCAUGGUCAUCGCGUAGCGAGACGUUCCACCUCCAUCACCUGUUUCUCUCUUCCUUCCUCUCUCCUCUCCC
This is a messenger RNA of Anoplopoma fimbria (sablefish), 6712 nucleotides long. It is a transcript of the gene sorl1, whose product is annotated as sortilin-related receptor, L(DLR class) A repeats containing. Gene Ontology annotation, biological process: post-Golgi vesicle-mediated transport; protein targeting to lysosome; protein retention in Golgi apparatus. The record is from RefSeq and is a predicted model, not a curated record. NCBI's taxonomy places the organism in Eukaryota, Metazoa, Chordata, Actinopteri, Perciformes, Anoplopomatidae. Gene Ontology annotation, molecular function: protein binding. Gene Ontology annotation, cellular component: membrane; Golgi apparatus.